GCCAAAUUACUUUUGGAAAGGGUUGGCAAUCUAAUCGAUGAGUUUAUGCACUUAUACCUUUGUGCCGCGGUAAUGCAGCGGGGUAGUGCCAUGACAGGACAGCAGCUUUGUGCAGCCGCGGUGAACGCGCGGCCGUGCGUGCGCGCCCCUCGCCCGGGGCUGGGGCGGCCGCUGCUGUAGCACUGCGGUGCCGUCGGGCUGGAAGCGCUAUCGCUUGAAUAAACUGCGCCUCGAAGCUUUGCUGGCCUGAAUUCUGACGGUGUCUGUCGUGGCCUCGGCUCGGUCCCGCCGCAGCGGCGCGGCCGCAGGGAGGGAGCGGCGGGCGCGGCCCCGCGCUCUGCAGGUGCCGGGGGCGGGCCCGGGGCCGGGCCGGGGCGGUGCCGCCGCUGAGCCCGGCUCGUCCCGCCCCCGCCGGCACGGGAGCCACCAUGGCGGAGGAGCGGGACCGCGAGCGAGAGCUGCGCUUCUACCGACGGCUGCCCAAAGCGGAACUUCAUGCUCAUUUGAAUGGCUGUAUCAGUUCUGCUACUAUGAAGAAACUCAUGGCUCAGAAGCCAAACCUUCAGAUCCAGAAUGGAAUGACUGUAAUUGACAAAGGAAAGAAAAGAACCUUAGAUGAAUGUUUUCAAAUGUUUCAGAUCAUCUAUCAGGUUACCACGAGGACUGAAGAUAUUUUGCUGAUAACUAAAGAUGUCAUUAAAGAAUUUGCUGAUGAUGGUGUCAAGUAUCUGGAACUGAGAAGCACUCCAAGAGAAGAAAAUUCCACAGGUAUGACCAAAAGGAUGUAUGUUGAAACCGUACUUGAGGGGAUAAAGCAGUGUCAAGAAGAAGGCUUGGAUAUAGAUGUAAGGCUGUUAAUAGCAAUAAACAGAAGACAUGGCCCAGCAGUUGCUAAACAGACUGUUAAACUUGCUGAAGAGUUCCUGCUUUCCAGUGAUGGGGUUGUAGUAGGACUUGACCUCAGUGGUGAUCCCACUGCAGGACAUGGUCAAGACUUUUUGGAACCUCUCUCAGAAGCAAAAAAAGCAGGUCUAAAGCUGGCACUCCAUCUUUCUGAGAUUCCAAAUCAAGAGGAGGAGACCAAGAUUCUCCUGGGCCUGCCUCCUGACAGAAUUGGACAUGGAACAUUUCUCAACUCCACAGCAGCAGGUUCUGAAGAGAUAGUGUCACUGGUUCACCAGAAUCAUAUACCUAUUGAAUUUUGCAUGACAUCAAACAUAAAAUCUCAGACAGUGCCUUCCUGUGACAAACACCAUUUUGGAUACUGGUACAGCAUGGGCCAUCCUGCAGUGCUUUGUACUGAUGAUAAAGGCGUCUUUGCAACUGAUCUAUCGCAAGAGUAUGACCUGGUUGCAAAAACAUUUAAUCUGACUCGAUCACAGAUGUGGGAUCUUUCCUAUGACUCAAUCAACUAUAUUUUUGCUUCAAAUGCAGUAAAAUCCAAGCUAAGGGAACAAUGGUGUAAGCUGAAACCAGCUCUGUUUGAUUAAUCAAACUGUUGUCCUAAAUAGCUUAGGUGUAUUAGCUGACUUAAUAAGCUUUUUAUAUUGAAGUCCCCAGCCUUUUUCAGACCUCAGGAUUUUAAACCCAGCCGUAAACUGCCUGUGCACAAUGAAGGCAACUGGAAUGCAUCCCUUGUUACUGGGGACAGAAGUAAAUGUUCUUUUGGUAGUUGGGAAGGGCUCUCAGCCAGUGACUAAAAUGCCAAAUGUGUUGUCACCUUGUUUCUCUUGAGCUGAUAUGACAUUUUAAAAAACACUUAGUUGAAAUAUGUCAUCAUAAUAUGAACAUUUGAGAGCUGCAACAAAAUGAAGGCAGAGCUAUUGGUGUUUAAAACAUCUCUGUUGACAGCAUUCUGCCAAGCUGUUUGAAUGUGUGGUGUGUAUUUUUGGGGUUUGUAUUGUUUUCAGGUUUUGAGCUGUUGAUUGGAUGUGAAGACAGAGACAAACUCAGGGAGAACAAAAUAUUUAUCCCAAGGAAUUACUAUUGUAUCUGUUUUUAUUGCUGUACAUGUAUGACUGAAGCUGCUGUGAUGGAAUAGCAUGUGGGGGUCUGCUGGUGCCCUGGGCACCGCUGGUGUGUAGGCACUUAAGAAUCUUGAAUGCCUUCAGUAAGUGAGCUACUUGGCAAAGUGGUCUCAUUCUUAAAAUGCUUUUUAGAGUUGCUGUUUGUUGUGUAAAAAAAGCAAUAAAAACCUCCGAGUUUUUGAAACCACCACUUCAAGGUGUGCAUGUGCGUGUUUGAGCUGUGCAGAAGAGAAGCAGGAUUCUGUGGGGCGAGUCCCUGGAGCAAUCGUGCUGUCUGCCAGCCUCUCCCCUGCUGCUCUGGCAGCCACAGGGUUCUCUGUGCCCUCUCCAAGCGCCUGCCUGGGAGUUCUGGUGCUGAGAGCUCACAAAGUCUGUGAAUGUGCACAUGCUGCAGUUUGUGUAAUGGGAGUUGGGAGGUCACCUGGAGGAUUCCAUUUGUGUGCAGUAAAAGAACCAGGAAUGUACGUGGGUGGCUGAGGAGCAACGCACGGAACUGGGAUUUCUCUAUAUAGGAAUAUAACUGUGAGUUACUGCUGUUAUUUACACAGCAGAAAUGUUACACUUAGGAAAUUGGACGGGAUGUGGACUUUAGGAAUGAAGAAUCACCAUCUGAUGAGACCUUUGUCAUGAACAGUUCCCAAGCUGACUGUUGCAACUUGAAACACUCUUACUGUCCCUGAGCUAGUUUAACUUUUAUAAGUAAAACUGCUGUUUCCUUCUUUGGCUGCAUGUAACAUUAUAGUUAGUUUUAAUUUAAGCACUUCUUGCUGAGCCUGCUUGUCAAAUUCUGAGUUAGCGGUGACAUAAUCACUGUUUAGUUUAUAAUAUUGUAUAAAAGUGAUUGUGACACAGAGUGAAGCAUCACCACAGAAUUAAUCAUAAGAAAUGGGGCAG
Messenger RNA from Poecile atricapillus (Black-capped chickadee), 2921 nucleotides. RefSeq names its product adenosine deaminase like (gene MAPDA). Gene Ontology annotation, biological process: adenosine catabolic process; inosine biosynthetic process. NCBI's taxonomy places the organism in Eukaryota, Metazoa, Chordata, Aves, Passeriformes, Paridae. The record is from RefSeq and is a predicted model, not a curated record. The transcript is spliced from 10 exons. The coding region runs from base 429 to 1490 and encodes 353 amino acids. Gene Ontology annotation, molecular function: adenosine deaminase activity.